UGCGCAUGUGUGCGGAAGUGCUUUGGCUCUUUGGGUAAAGAUGGCGGAGCGCGGUUACAGCUUUUCGCUGACUACAUUCAGCCCGUCUGGUAAACUUGUCCAGAUUGAAUAUGCCCUGGCUGCUGUAGCUGCAGGAGCCCCUUCAGUGGGAAUUAAAGCUGCAAAUGGUGUGGUAUUAGCAACUGAGAAGAAACAGAAAUCCAUUCUGUAUGAUGAGCGAAGUGUACACAAAGUGGAAUCAAUUACCAAGCAUAUAGGCUUGGUGUAUAGCGGCAUGGGCCCAGAUUACAGAGUGCUCGUACAUAGAGCUCGGAAACUAGCUCAGCAGUACUAUCUUGUUUACCAAGAACCCAUUCCCACAGCUCAGCUGGUACAGAGAGUAGCUUCCGUGAUGCAAGAAUACACCCAGUCAGGUGGUGUUCGUCCAUUUGGAGUUUCUUUACUAAUUUGUGGUUGGAAUGAGGGACGACCGUAUUUAUUUCAGUCGGAUCCAUCUGGAGCUUACUUUGCCUGGAAAGCCACAGCAAUGGGCAAGAACUACGUGAACGGGAAAACUUUCCUGGAGAAAAGAUAUAACGAAGAUCUGGAACUUGAAGAUGCCAUUCAUACAGCCAUAUUAACCCUAAAGGAAAGCUUUGAAGGGCAGAUGACAGAAGAUAACAUAGAAGUUGGGAUCUGUAAUGAAGCCGGAUUUAGGAGGCUUACUCCAACUGAAGUGAAGGAUUACUUGGCUGCCAUAGCGUAAUAAUGAAGUGACUGAAAAAUCUGGAAUUUCAGAUGAUCUCUGUACUUAAACAUGUUUAAAGUAUGUUUUGUUUUGCAGACUUUUUGCAUACUUAUUUCUACAUGGUUUAAUGGACUGAUGUUUUUAAAAUGACACUUAUAAAUCAUAAUAAACUGUUAAAUCCAA
Equus quagga is the source of this 910-nucleotide messenger RNA. It is a transcript of the gene PSMA2, whose product is annotated as proteasome 20S subunit alpha 2. The record is from RefSeq and is a predicted model, not a curated record. Lineage: Eukaryota; Metazoa; Chordata; Mammalia; Perissodactyla; Equidae. The transcript has 8 exons. Gene Ontology annotation, biological process: ubiquitin-dependent protein catabolic process. Bases 41 to 745 code for a protein of 234 amino acids. Gene Ontology annotation, cellular component: proteasome core complex; proteasome core complex, alpha-subunit complex.